AUGGCACUGUGCCAGACUAUAUUACCUCAACCGUUGGCAUCGCAGUCCACGCUGAGUAAGUGGGGUGUUUCGGUUUGUACGGUCGAUGGACAACGAAUAUCCUUCGGCGAUUCAAAAACGCCUUUCUGUAUACAGUCAGUCUCCAAGGCUUUCCCACAUGCAAUCGCUGCAUCGGAUCUCGGCGCUGAUUAUGUCCACUCCUAUGUGGGACAGGAGCCAAGCGGACGAUUCUUCAACGAGAUAUGCCUCGACUCUAAAAAUAAGCCACACAAUCCAAUGGUGAACUCGGGUGCCAUCAUUGUCACAGCGCUUAUUAAGAACACCUGGAAUAUGGCCGACCGCUUCGACCAUGUAAUCACGCAGUAUCGAAAAAUAGCUGGCGGAGAAUAUAUAGGUUUCAAUAAUGCUACGUGA
Messenger RNA from Cooperia oncophora, 414 nucleotides. NCBI's taxonomy places the organism in Eukaryota, Metazoa, Nematoda, Chromadorea, Rhabditida, Trichostrongylidae. The record is from the annotation of a GenBank genome assembly.